Etheostoma cragini (Arkansas darter) is the source of this 3616-nucleotide messenger RNA. It is a transcript of the gene six4a, whose product is annotated as SIX homeobox 4a. Gene Ontology annotation, cellular component: nucleus; transcription regulator complex. Bases 57 to 2078 code for a protein of 673 amino acids. The transcript is spliced from 3 exons. Gene Ontology annotation, molecular function: DNA-binding transcription factor activity, RNA polymerase II-specific; RNA polymerase II cis-regulatory region sequence-specific DNA binding. The record is from RefSeq and is a predicted model, not a curated record. Gene Ontology annotation, biological process: regulation of transcription by RNA polymerase II. Lineage: Eukaryota; Metazoa; Chordata; Actinopteri; Perciformes; Percidae.
GGUAACCUGAUCGAUCUGGGAGGAGUGACUUUACCAGGGAAGGCUUGAACAAAAAAAUGUCUUCUUCUUCUGCCGGAGAAGUCACAACAGCAAAUGACAUCAAGAGGGAAAAUGUGAAGGAGGUGGAUAAGCGGGAGUGCAUCAAGCUUGUGGCGCUGGACGCGGCGGAGUUGUCCAUGGAGCGCAACACGGACGCGGUGCGCACGGAGCUGUUGGUGAGCGCCGCUUCCUCUCUGGCUUUCUCCCCGGAGCAAGUGGCGUGUGUCUGCGAGGCUUUGCAGCAGGGAGGCAAUGUGGACCGGCUGGCCAGGUUCCUGUGGUCUCUUCCACAGAGUGACCUGCUACGCGGCAACGAAAGCAUCCUGAAAGCCCAAGCCCUCGUUGCUUACCACCAGGCUCGGUAUCAGGAGUUGUACAGUAUUUUGGAGAACCACAGUUUCAGUCCGUCCAACCACACCUUUCUGCAAGAUCUAUGGUACAAGGCCCGGUACACCGAGGCGGAGAAGGCGAGGGGGAGACCCUUGGGCGCCGUGGACAAGUAUCGGAUCCGGAGAAAGUACCCUCUCCCCAGGACUAUCUGGGACGGCGAGGAGACUGUGUAUUGUUUCAAGGAGAGGUCCCGAAACGCGCUGAAGGAUCUGUAUAACCAGAAUAGGUACCCCUCUCCUGCCGAGAAAAGAAAUCUCGCCAAGAUUACAGGACUCUCCUUGACCCAGGUCAGCAACUGGUUCAAAAACAGGAGACAGAGAGACAGAAACCCGUCCGAGGCACAAUCAAAAAGUGAAUCUGAUGGAAACCACAGCACAGAGGAUGAGUCGAGCAAAGGCAACGAGGAGCUGUCUCCCCGACCCCUCUCUAACUCCUCAGAUGGGGUAAUCCCCCAUGGGACCCUUCCAAUUCAAACAGGGCCUCUGGACAGUGGGGUGGUCAUCCAACAGAUCGGGGACAUCAAACUGCCCCCUGGAUCCAGCAGUGGCAGUCUCUACAACGGAAGCCUAGUAACCAGUAACCCCUCCUCCACUGUUUUUCACAAUGGUGGCUCAUCUUACCUUCACACACCUGGAAACAUCCUCUUCAACGGGCUCAAUUUAGGCAUCCAGCCCUUGGCCUUCAACCCUCUGAGGCCGUCUGGAGGGGUGCUGCUGGGGGGCUCUGGUAUGGACAUGCAGAUGCAGACAGGACAUGAGAAGGGACUGGGCAAUUCUGCAGAGGACUCUGCCCUCCAGUAUGCCUCCUACUCGGGUUGUGUGAAUGGAGCAGAGGUGAAGUUGGAGGGGGUUCACACCAUGGCUGCCCAGAAUGGAGGCUCCUCUGUGCUCACAUUCAGCUCCUCGUCAGGUGCGCUGCAGCUGGGUGGCUACAGUCUAGUCCAGGUACCAAGUGGGGUCUCUGACAGCGAUGGGAGCUCAUUACUCAACAGCAACGUAGGUCUUCCUCCACUGCAGCUUCCUUCCCGCUCACAACAAGGUACUAUGCCUCUGAACAAUGUAGCAGUGAGUUCCUCCAGUGACAACUCGUUCCAGCAGCAGGACAAGCUGACCAUGACGUCCCUGCACCACAGCACAGUCCUCUACAGCAUGAGCAACACCGGCCAGCAGGCCAUCAAGAAGGAGCCCCUGGAGGGAGGCGUGUACUCCUCGUACCACCACGGGCUCCACCUGGACCCCAGCGGUCAGCUCAGCUACAACACCCCCAACUCAGAAGAGGUUCCUUCCAGCCAGGGUACGGCCAUGACCACCGAGGUCUCUGCUGUCAGCUCGUCUAGCCCUGAGCCAGAGGUCUACACCACCCUCACUGUCAGCACGCCCCUGUUGGCUCAAACGGACACCGGCAGCCUCCGCCUCCAGCCCACAGAGUAUCUCAGGAGCCACGAAGUCCGGGGCCCCUCCUCGCAUCUGAUGGGCCCCUGCAUGAACAACAGCUACAUGAACCUUGUAGAGAACAAGGUGGACGGCACGGGCUCAGGAGGCGUGAGUGAGAUGGUGCGGGCAAUGUGUGGGGAGAUGGAGGCUGUGGAGGGGAAGGAGCUAGCCAAACUACAGACAGUGCAGAUGGAGGAGGACAUGGCUGACCUUUAACCUCUCUCCUCUCGCAGAAGCACUCAUGUCCCCUCAAGCAGUGAUAUGGUGAAUCUUUUUACUUUUGUGUGCGUGUGUGUGUGUGUUUUUUACUUUUCAUUUCCUCUAAAUGUUAAAUUAUUUGUGUUCAUUUGACUUUUACAAUGCACUCUAUUGUCAGAGGGGAGCCCUGAGGGUGGGCAUUAUCAGUUUAUGAUAAAAAAUAAAAGUCUAUAACAUGUUUUAAAAGCCCCGUUCAUAAGAUGAAACAUAACAACUGUUACAUGCAAACAGAAGAAGUCCCUGUAUGUGUUCGAGCCAUGUUUAAAUGUGCAUUUUUAUAGACAACACCUGCUACUUCCCGUUGAGUGGAUUUGAUCUGUAGGAGCAGGUGCCAGAAUGCCUUGAGUCAUGUGACCAGGAUGUUCCUCCAAACUAAAUGCGUCAUCUGGGUCAAACCAAAAAGGUCAUUCAGUAGGGGAAGAGGGAGAGAGCCUCUGUGAAAACAGUCAGAUAAACAGCAACAGCUUCACAAAAGGACUGCACACACAUACAGAGAAUAGGUUAUUAAACAAACAAAGCUGCUGAUUUAGGAAAAAGUGUCCUUCAGUAAUCAAUUUAAAUUUCCUGAAUGUCUCUCAAGUCAAUGCAAAACCCUAUUAUUGUGCUUUAAAUCAAACCAAAUGAACUCAGAGUGUUGGACGAGCGUUAAGACAAAUGUGCCUUUCUGCUUCUUAAAAUACACAAUGGCAUUGAUCUGUUUUGGCAUUUGCACUACCACGAUGACAUUACAAUGUAACAUGUUUCAAACAGCCUUCAUGUUGGAGGGUUUGUCAUGCCUGACACACCUCAACAUAUGCACACUUUUUCAGAAAUGACUCAAAUUUCAAGCCUCAUCGUUGACCUGUGAGACCAAGAUAUGAAUGAAGAUCUGAAGGUCACAUUGUCGGUUCACAUGUUCGUUGAAUGUUGUUUAUAAUGUUGCAACUCAUAGUAUGUUAACUAGAUGUGAUGAUGCUAUACUAUAUCCUGUUUCAUUUUGAUGUGUCUAUCCAAAUGUCAGUAAACAAUGAUAUUUUUCUAUAAAGGGAUUGUAAUAGUCUCUUUUUGCAUGGCGUCAUAAUGUUUUGGACACUAGUGCCUUUUAGUUUUGGUGAAUAACACAGAAAGUGAGCUCAGUCGUAGCUCCUGGUUGGCGUGCAGGCUGUGACAUUGCAGCUUCAGAGAUUUACCACUGUUGCCGUCACUGGCACAUUUGUUGGGUGUCAGUUGAGAGAAACACAAGGGAAUGUGGAGCCCAUUUGUCAAGUGUGUCCAGUGCUUUUCAGGAGCCUAAUUCCUGGCUGUCAUACAUGACCAUAAUAGCACAUUUCAGCCUCACACCAUGUGCAUCUAUCUGUGCAUCGCAUGUCUUCAUACAAGUGGACUAGUAAUACUUUUCUUUGGAUGUAUGACAUAAUCCCAUCAAUUGGAAUGAACAUUUCAAUGAAAGUAUCCUCAGUGCUUUAAUGUCAUAUCAAAAAUGAGUCGUGGGCAAAUAGGUAAAUUGAUGGUCAUUU